Molecule: messenger RNA, 756 nt
Organism: Stylonychia lemnae
Lineage: Eukaryota; Ciliophora; Spirotrichea; Sporadotrichida; Oxytrichidae
Source: the annotation of a GenBank genome assembly
AUGGGUUGCAAAGAAUCAAAAUAAGAUGGAUUAGGAAACGGACCUGAGAGUGGGGGUGGCUCUGGAGGAAAAUCUAGUAGUUUACCCAGUUUGCAAAUCAGUGGACUUGAUGGACCUGGUAAAUUCGAGGCACUAUUGCCAUUCAGCAAAACAAAGAUAGAAGAAUUUGAAAUCAAGAUAAAGAUGGCAAGUGGCUAAGAAAAGGAUAUGACACUUGAGCAGCUAAGAAAGGGUUUCUCUGAUGAUAAGAACUGGAGUGAUGCUCUGAAUUAGGCUAAUAGUCCAUUAUUGAAAUCUUUAGAGCAUGAACUUUUCAAAAGUGAAGAGAACCCUGAUUAAUUGAACAGAGAUGCUAUUAUUAUUUGGGCUUUACUGCUAUGUGGAGGUGAUGUUAAAGUUAAGGCAAAAGUAUUUUAUGAUGUCCUUUAAGACAAUAAUCAGGAGCACAUUUCAAGUAGUGAUAAAGAUUUCCCACCAUCAUUAAAUACAUUGGUGGAUCUAGCAUGCAAGUUACCUUUCAUCAUGUCAGCUUAACUUACUAAUGAACCUUCCAAGAAAUCAGAAGAGGACUUUUAAAAGAUCGAUGGUAUCAAGGAAGCUUUCUUAGAUAAAUUCCUUGAUGAAAUUUAUGGAGCAAAAUCAAAGUUACUGAGAGUAGAUUGGGAAACUGAAGUUGCAAAGAAAACUCCUUGGUUAUUUAGCACAAAGAAAAUCAGAUCUGAAAUAGAUAAAAUUAUCAAAGAACAGAAUUCAUGA